UGUAAUAAGUAACCAUAGCAACAAUAAGACUUAUUACUCUUCUUGUUUCCUCACUUCUCCAUUUUGCUUCCUUCACCGCCAUCACUCUCUCUCCGUUUGUCCAAAAUGUCGACGGAACUACCACCAACCACCGCCACCGCCGCCGCUACAGUCACCGACGGACCGGAUAACCAAACUCCGACCGAAAAUUCUAGGGUUAAGUUGAAGCUAGAAGACAUAAAUUGGGAUCAUUCAUUCGUUCGGGAGUUGCCAGGCGAUCCGUUAACCGAUAUCACUUCUCGCGAGGUGCUUCAUGCUUGUUAUUCGAGAGUAUCUCCAUCUGCUGAGGUGGAGAAUCCUCAGUUGGUCGUGUGGUCGGAGUCUGUUGCUGAUAUUCUUGAUUUGGAUCCUAAAGAAUUCGAAAGACCUGAUUUUCCAUAUCUGUUUUCAGGGGCAUCUCCUUUAAAAGGAGGAUUAUCGUACGCUCAAUGUUACGGUGGCCAUCAAUUUGGAGUAUGGGCCGACCAAUUGGGUGACGGUCGAGCCAUCACACUCGGCGAGCUUAUAAAUUCCAAGUCCCAAAGGUGGGAGCUUCAGCUAAAGGGUGCCGGAAAGACUCCGUAUAGCCGGUUUGCUGACGGUUUAGCGGUUUUACGUAGCAGCAUUCGGGAAUUCCUUUGCAGUGAAGCAAUGCACAGUCUCGGAAUUCCCACCACCCGCGCACUUUGCCUCGUAACUACCGGAAAAUUAGUGAGUCGUGACAUGUUUUACGAUGGGAAUCCGAAAGAUGAGCCUGGUGCUAUCGUGUGCCGUGUUGCGCAAUCUUUUCUACGUUUUGGCUCAUUUCAAAUACAUGCUAAAAGAGGAAAAGAAGAUCUUGAGAUCGUUAAAACGUUGGCUGAUUACACCAUCAAAUAUCACUUUCCUCAUAUAGAAAGUAUGAACAAAAGUGACAGUUUAUCGUUCUCCACCGGGGAAGGAAACAAUGAUGUUGUGGAUCUUACUUCCAAUAAGUAUGCAGCGUGGCUGGUUGAAGUUGCCGAGCGUACAGCUUCCUUAAUUGCAAAAUGGCAGGGUGUUGGUUUCACUCACGGUGUGCUGAAUACCGACAACAUGAGCGUAUUAGGGCUUACAAUUGAUUAUGGCCCGUUUGGAUUUCUCGAUGCGUUUGAUCCUAGUUUCACUCCAAACACCACUGAUCUUCCGGGAAGAAGGUAUUGCUUUGCAGAACAACCCGAUAUCGGGUCGUGGAAUAUAGGCCAGUUUGGAUUAGCUCUUUCGACAGCCCAGCUAAUUAAUAAAAAAGAGCUCAAUUAUGCCUUGGAAAGAUACGGUAGUAAAUUUAUGGAUGAAUAUCAGGCCAUAAUGACCAAAAAAGUCGGUCUGUCAAGGUAUAAUAAAGAGCUCAUUGGUGAACUUCUGAACAACAUGGCAGUUGACAAAGUUGACUACACAAACUUCUUUAGAUUACUCUCCAACAUUAAGGCUGAUUCCGAUGUUCUAGAUAAAGAUUUGCUAGUUCCGCUUAAGGCUGCUUUGCUAGAUAUUGGCAGAGAGCGCAAGGAGGCGUGGACUAACUGGGUGAAACGCUACAGAGCUGAGCUAUCUUCUAGUGGUGUGUCUGAUGAGGACCGGAAAGUAUCAAUGAACUCAGUGAAUCCAAAAUACGUUCUCAGGAACUACUUAUGCCAGAGCGCGAUAGAUAUGGCUGAACAAGGUGAUUUCGAAGAGGUGAGAAGACUGUUAAAGGUGAUGGAAAAGCCGUUUGAUGACCAACCCGGUAUGGAAAGAUACGCUCGGUUGCCACCUGCUUGGGCGUACCGUCCGGGUGUGUGCAUGCUCUCUUGUUCCUCAUGAGGGCUUUUGAUUUUAAAAACAACUAUAAACUAUAUCAAAGAGAGUUACAUGUGCAUAAUAGUUGAUUAUGUACCAAUAUGACCUAGUCUUUUAGGGCUUUCUUUUUUGUCAUGGUUAUAAAUGGUGAUAUUGGAGUUGGUGUUCGUCUUGGAAGAUU
Molecule: messenger RNA, 1993 nt
Organism: Helianthus annuus (common sunflower)
Lineage: Eukaryota; Viridiplantae; Streptophyta; Magnoliopsida; Asterales; Asteraceae
Product: protein adenylyltransferase SelO
Exons: 8
Coding region: 106-1836 (576 amino acids)
Source: RefSeq, a predicted model, not a curated record